GUGUGUCUAGGAACACAGCUGGGCCAAUUUUAAAGUUCUUUAUUGGUUUCUGAAGGUGUUCAAACUUUUGUUGGUUCAAUGUUAUAUGUAACAAAAGGAGAAUUGUAACAGAAACAAAACUGUAUUUAGCUAUUUCAUAAACACUUUAAAGAUUAUGAAAUUAUUGAGACAAUGGAGUCAAAAAUCACGGACUUCUUGCCAUAUAGCUUAAAAGUUUUCUCUUAAAGAGUAUCAGUAGGAUUCAAAUACCUGAAUUUAGUAGUCUGUAAAGCCUGGGCAGAAAUAGAAUAUGAAGUACAAUUGACAAAUGAGAAAAACCAGUGAAAUAAGGAUCCUUGAGCAAAUGGAAAGGUUCACCAGGCGCCCAGGAAAGGCGUAUGAAUCAUGUCUUUAAAUGGGCACCAGAGCCGCUCCACUCAUGUGAUAGCUGCCUUUGGCCUCUUUCCACAGUCAACCAAAAAUUGGUGACGGAAAUCACAUGAGGAGCAAACGCAUCAGAUGGCUUGAAUUCCCGACGGGAAAAGUGGUUCGUGGCACUCUGAGAACUCUCAAACUCCAAGUGUUUUCUUUGGGAUGACAGAUCUGUGGCCCUUGGUUCCCAUGGUUUCAAGGCACAAUGAAGCACACCGGCUCUUGGAAACUGUGGACUUGGGUGGCAAUGGUCCUGCUUCCUGUUUCCACUUGUGUGACUGUCAGGGACAAGCCAGAAACAACUUGCCCUAUACUGAGAAUGGAGGGAUAUCAAGACAACAGAAACAAACUUGAAGUUUCCGGCUUUGAUCUGGGAGAAAGCUUUGCUCUGAGGCAUGCAUUUUGCGAAGGUGAUAAAACCUGUUUCAAAUUGGGAAGUGCACUUCUUCUCAGAGACACUAGCAAGGUAUUUCCCAAAGGCCUUCCUGAGGAGUACUCUGUAGCGGUCACAUUUCGAGUACGAAGAAGCACCAAGAAGGAGCGGUGGUUUUUAUGGCAGAUUUUAAACCAGGAGAAUAUGCCACAGAUUUCUAUAGCGAUUGACGGCACAAAGAAGGUGGUAGAAUUUAUGUUCCGAGGUGCUGAGGGAGAUCUGUUGAACUAUGUUUUUAAGAAUCGAGAACUCCGUCCUCUCUUCGAUCGUCAGUGGCAUAAACUUGGCAUUGGUGUGCAAUCCCGAGUCCUUUCUCUCUACAUGGAUUGUAAUUUAAUUGCAAGUCGGCACACAGAAGAAAAGGACUCUGUGGAUUUUCAUGGAAAGACCGUUAUUGCUGCGCGAGCCUCAGAUGGCAAACCCGUGGAUAUUGAACUUCACCAACUCAUAAUCUCUUGCAAUGCAAACUUCUUAGCUGAAGAAUCAUGUUGUGACGUAUCCGCUACGAAGUGUCCUGAGCAAGACAGCUUUGGAAGUACCACUUCAUCAUGGGUGACCACUCACACUGGUAAAAUAUCUUCAUAUCUGCCAGGAAAGCAGGAACUUAAAGACCCAUGCCAGUGUAUUCCAAACAAGGAGGAAGCAGGAUCACCAGGAACUCUGGGUUCCAUUGGUCAUAAGGGGGACAAAGGAGAACCGGGUGAAAAUGGCUUACAUGGUAUUCCAGGCUUACUUGGUCAAAAGGGAGAACAAGGACUUGAAGGCAUCAAAGGAGAAAUUGGUGAAAAGGGUUUGAAAGGUGACUUGGGUCCUCGAGGUCCACCUGGUCCAAAAGGAGAGAAGGGUGAUAUGGGACCUCCUGGGCCACCAGCCUCAACUGGCUCCAUAGGGAUACAAGGCCCCCAAGGUCCACCUGGAAAAGAAGGUCAGAGGGGAAGACGAGGGAAAACAGGACCCCCAGGAAACCCAGGACCUCCAGGACCACCAGGACCUCCUGGGUUACAAGGACUGCAACAGACUUUUGGUGGAUAUUUCAACAAGGGAACUGGUGAGCACGGAGCUGGUGGCCCUAAAGGAGAAAAGGGUGACUCUGGGAUGCCAGGAUUUCCAGGGUCUGUUGGCCCUAAAGGGCAAAAAGGAGAACCUGGGGAGCCUUUAACAAAAGGUGAAAAGGGAGAUAGGGGAGAACCUGGCCUAUCAGGACCACAAGGAAUAAAGGGGGAACCUGGAGAUGCUGGUCCCCCUGGUUUAACAGGAAGCCCAGGGCUCAAGGGUCAGCAAGGACCUGCAGGUUCCAUGGGGCCCAGAGGACCACCAGGAGAUGUUGGAUUGCCAGGAGAACAUGGUAUCCCAGGGAAACAAGGCAUUAAAGGAGAGAAGGGAGAUCCUGGUGGAAGGCUAGGCCCUCCUGGACUUCCAGGUCCAAAGGGUGAUGCUGGGCCUCCAGGGAAAAGCCUCCCGGGAAAACCAGGAUUAGAUGGAAAUCCUGGAGCACCUGGUCCACGUGGACCAAAGGGUGAAAGAGGACUGCCAGGUAUCCACGGCUCCCCAGGGGACACAGGCCCACCCGGGGUAGGAAUCCCCGGCAGGACAGGCUCCCAAGGACCAGCAGGAGAGCCAGGUAUUCAGGGCCCUCGAGGUCUACCUGGAUUGCCAGGAACUCCAGGGACCCCAGGGAAUGACGGAGCUCCAGGGAGAGAUGGAAAGCCAGGCCUCCCAGGCCCGCCAGGUGACCCGAUCGCACUUCCUCUCUUGGGAGACAUUGGCGCCUUGCUGAAGAACUUCUGUGGCAACUGUCAAGCCAAUGUCCCUGGGCUGAAAAGCAGCAAAGGGGAUGCAGGAGGCACCGGGGAACCUGGGAAAUAUGAUUCUGCGGUCAGGAAGGGUGAUGUAGGGCCACGGGGUCCUCCAGGAGUCCCAGGCAGAGAGGGACCAAAGGGAAGCAAAGGAGAGCGGGGAUACCCUGGAGUUCAUGGGGAGAAAGGCGAUGAGGGUCUUCAAGGAAUUCCUGGCCUCUCAGGAGCUCCUGGCCCAACUGGACCCCCUGGCUUAACAGGAAGAACUGGACACCCUGGUCCCACUGGAGCAAAAGGUGACAAGGGCAGCGAGGGACCCCCUGGGAAACCUGGACCUCCUGGACCCCCUGGUGUCCCAGUCAAUGAAGGAAAUGGCAUGAGCAGUUUAUAUAAAAUCCAGGGAGGAGUGAGUGUUCCCAGUUACCCAGGACCCCCAGGACCCCCUGGCCCAAAAGGUGAUCCUGGCCCAGUGGGAGAGCCUGGUGCAAUGGGCUUGCCAGGACUGGAAGGAUUUCCUGGUGUAAAGGGAGAUCGAGGCCCAGCAGGUCCCCCAGGAAUAGCCGGCAUGUCGGGGAAACCCGGUGCCCCAGGACCUCCAGGAGUUCCAGGGGAGCCGGGCGAGAGAGGACCUGUUGGAGAUAGAGGUUUUCCUGGACCAGAGGGACCCUCGGGGAUGCCAGGCAUAAAUGGAAAAGACGGAUUACCAGGUGCUCAGGGCAUCAUGGGUAAACCUGGAGACAGAGGCCCCAAAGGAGAACGCGGUGAUCAGGGGAUUCCAGGAGACAGAGGUCCACAAGGUGAACGUGGAAAACCAGGCCUUAUGGGCAUGAAGGGGGCUAUAGGUCCUGUGGGGCCACCAGGAAGCAAGGGCUCCAUAGGGUCACCCGGCCACCAAGGCCCUCCAGGCUCUCCAGGCAUCCCUGGCACUCCGGCGGAUGCUGUUUCAUUUGAAGAAAUAAAGAAGUACAUUAACCAAGAGGUCCUAAGGAUUUUUGAAGAGAGGAUGGCUGGGUUUCUAUCCCAGCUUAAGCUGCCAGCAGCCAUGUUGUCUGCUCAUGCUCAUGGAAGGCCUGGCCCACCAGGGAAGGACGGGUUACCCGGACCCCCAGGAGACCCAGGACCCCAAGGCUACCGAGGACAGAAGGGAGAAAGAGGAGAACCUGGAAUUGGGCUGCCAGGGAGUCCAGGUCUUCCUGGAUCUUCAGCAGUGGGUUUGCCAGGCUCACCUGGUGCCCCAGGGCCUCAGGGACCCCCAGGACCCGGUGGAAGAUGUAAUCCAGAAGAUUGCCUCCAUCCUAUGACCCCUGCCCUUCAGCAGGCAGGUAGAAAAUGAAAACUACAGGAGGAGGAAGACUUCAGUCCUGGUGAUGUCGCCGUGCCCUUAGAGCUCUCGAUAACGAGCUUCCCAACCACGUGCUCCGGAGGCUUGUGAUUUCUGGACUGCUUUCCUUUGCUGGUUUGUUUUUUUUUUUUAAAUUCUGAUGUCAGGCAGACGUCCAAAGCCACCAUCUGAAUCCUAUUCUGACAGUAAUUGCAAAUCAGUAUUUUCACGUGUUUCCCAACUUCGUUCCGUAUGUUUUGCUUUACUGUGGCUCUGAGUUCUGCUCAGUUUCAUGUGAAAAAUGCAAGCAAGCUUGUCACCGCUUCUUCAGAAGAAGUCACGUGAGAUGAUUUGGUACCCAGACGACAUACACUUUAUAAACUCAUCCGCAUGAUCAGACUUUGAUUUCUGAACUUUAAUUUUUCAAGUUUAUCUUGAUAUUUUCUUCAUCUUUAAAUUUACUGUUGUUGCUUAACAUUUUCAUUCUGCUCUUUUGAGACUGAGACAGUGCAUUACUACUGUUGACUGUUCUAUGACUGAUUUUCACAAGAAGUCUUAUACCAUCCUACAUUCAUUCUAUUUAUACAGAAAAACAGGCAAUAAGAGAUUCACUUUUCAUUUAUUUUUCAAAAAACAAACUAUGGGAGCUCUUUAUCAGGGAGCCCCCAAACUCAUCAUUGCCAACUGCUGAAAUUUUGUGACUUUCUAGCUGUGAGCUCCAUUGGAAGCACUCCUCACGAACUCCUCAUGAACACAUGCUACAUGAAAAUGGAAGACCCCAACUGACCCUGUGCUCAUGUCAGUGAGUUUCCAACAGGGAACAGAAAGUGGUUUUCCCUAAGAGGUGUUUGGUGAUGAAGGCAAAGCACCAAGUCUUUGGUACUUGACAAGCUUUAGUAGCCUGGCAAGACCUUGGUGCUCUUUGAUGCAUUAUUCUUCUGACUCUGUGAUCCCCAGACCCACCAUCGGAGCAAAGCACGGGGUUUGUAAUGAUGGGAACAGAAGAGUACUCACCCUGCAAAGUGAGGAUGACGGGUCAGCAAAUACAUGCAAGUACGUGAAGCACACGUGGUCUUAAGGAGAAUACCGUUUUCUCAGGAGCUCCAGAAAGAGGUCGAGUUCAAUAGAGGAAAACCAGACCCACCACGUGAAAAUCACUACAUGCUUCAAAACCCUAUGUUCUGGUUUUGGAGAUUUAGCUUAGUGGUAGAGGGCUUUUCUGGCAGGCUCAAGGCCUUGAGUUUGGUCCUCAGCUCUGGGGGAAAAAAAUUAAAAUAAAAUAAACCAAACAUAUGCUCUGAAAGGAAGCAAAAUUCCAGUGGACUUAACUGAAUUACUCAACAGUAUUUUUUACUCCCUACCUAUUCAUUGUUUGGAGAAACCUUUUGUGGGAAACAACUGAUUUUCUAGACUAUUCAGCACAAGGAUGUUGCAGGGAUCUAGCUGGUUGGAUCCCACAGAAGAUGAACACGUGCCACCAGAGCCCUCCGGUCACAGAGACAAGUUCACACCUCAAGGAGCAGCACAUAUUCCACAGGACAGGGUGAUGCCUUCUGUCUAUUAAUCGAAACAGACAAUGAGUUUAGAAAAGCAAGCCCACAGGGAGUGGGGAGAGCUGUGAAUGGGAAGCAUGCCUGACAUAAGGCAGAGUUUGUUUAAAUGCACCCAUGAUUUGAACUGGUUUUCAUUGACAAAUAGAUGAGCUGCUGGCCAGGUACUGUCAACAUGGCUGUGCAUAAUAUAGCUUUUUGGGUAUUUAAUAUUGAGUUUGGCUGUAUAUUUCCAUCCAAGUUUAUUUAUUUUCCAAGUCUACUUUAUUUAUUCUUCAUGUUUUAAACAUUAUAUUGCUUAUUCCUUUAUUUUCUUUCUUAUGCAAUACUUGCAAUGGUGCUGUGUUUUAAACUCACAAAAUUGGAAUAUGCAAACAUUUGCAUAUGUAUCUUCAUAAUCAAAUGAUAAUCUACCCCCCAAAAUGUACAUAAGGUGAAAAGAUGGUGCUAUAUGUAUAUUUUGAGCUUUUGAUUUGUUAAAUUUUCUGAAAACUUAAAACUUACCUGACACAUAUUAAUUUACUUGAAUUUGCUGUAGAGCUAAGACUUUUAUAUGUUUUCAAAGAUUAUUUUUCAUAUUAAUUGACUGGUUAUUUAUCCUUUUGCCUUUUGGCUUACUCAAAAACUAUUUAUUUUAUAGUUUUAAUAUUUUCAUGAACAUUUGGCUGAUGAUCAAUGUAUUUGGGUUUUUUUUAGUUGAUCAGUUCAUAUGUAUAAAAAGAUGCAGUUCAUUUUCUUGCUUGGUAAAUUGCAUCAUUUACAUUCACUUCAGGUCCACAGAACAGAAAGCUCUCUUACAAAUUGUAUAGAAUUUUUCCUUUAUUCUUCUUCCUUUUUAAUGUAUGACUGGCUUAUUCCUGUUUCAAGGAUUUAGAUUUGAUCACAUGACUUGAGGAGUGUAGGGGAUAAAUAUGUUACAUGAUGCAUAUUGAGAAGUGGCCUGUCACCGUGAUUCAAGUUCAUUUUUUAAAAACUGGGACAUGUGAUUAAGUCUGACAUGACUAGAGAGCUGGGACUGUGCUUCAAUAGCACAAACCCUCAACCCGCUGUUAUUUAUCUUGAAAGCUGUUUUUUUCUGUCUCAGUUCUGUUCAUAAUAAAGGGCUACAAAGUCUAGCUAAUGUAACAAAGAGAUUAGCAGGUACUCAACCCUUCAAUAAAAAAAAAAAAAAAAAGGAUAAUUCGGUCCCCAAAGUAGGAUAGGAAAUGUUCCUCUAAAUAACCAUUUGUUUCAUUUAAAAAAAAAAAAGCUGUUUAUGUCAGGUGUUAUCUUUAGCAAAGGAGAAGAAUUAUUAAUUUUCUCUCAUUUGUACUACAGAUAUGUUUUAAAUACAAAAUAAUUACAGGUCAUGAUGACAAUAUUAAAACUGUUUUUUUUUUCAUAAACAAGGAUUUUAGAAUUCAAGUUCUAAAUUUUAUGCCAGUUGAGUUAGCAAUUUUAGGUAGAAAUAUUCCUGUGCAGAGAAGAUCUAUUCUCAGUUCAUUUUUCUGGCUUUUGGAGUCAAAAGAAAGAGAGUGACCUGGGCAUGCGUCCACUGUUCUUGCCAACUGAUAGCAUUGACUAGUACUUCUUACCACAACAGAAGCACAACAGUCAGUCUUGAGUUUUUCAUCUUCUUCCCUUGAUCUGAGAGCCGUUGAAUGACUUUAACCUCAUGUGCUUUUUUCUGUCUUUCAUGAUAUAGUUGGAAAUUAAAAUUUUGCCUGUUUAUGGAACUUAAAGAAUUAUUUCACGAUAUACUGCCUAUACACAUUGCCAUCCGAUGUUGAGUUUAUAAAGUUAUCUCUACGGCUAUGUCUUAGACUUUAAAUAUGGUUUAGCUCUUCUGCUCAGCUCUUCUGCAGCCUCUCUCAUUUCUGAGAAACUUAUUAUAUACCUCCUUUUGUCCACAAGAUGGUGUUUGAGGCAAUUUGUUCAGAACGGAACAGGCUCACAGAAGUCUAAAAUUUAGAAAAGUUUGGUGGACGAUUAAAUCAGACAUUGGCCUUGGCACUUUCUUUGUUUUGUAAAUAGUCUUUGUAAACUAUAUUUCAUUUCAUUAAUUUGUGUUUUUUUCAGAAUUUUCAGUAUCUUUGUGAGGCAGGCACCAUAGCAUUUGGCUUGUGGGUUGUUUCAUUUUUAUUUAUUUAUUAUGUGUAUACCCAUAUGUGACAUGCAAAUUUGCUAUAAGGUUGUCUUAUGCUACUCUUGAAUUUUAAUGACUAAUGUGCACACACCUAAGUAUGCAUCCUCCCCUGCAGACAGGGCAAAUAUUCUUUUGACAAUGAAACACAUUUAGCUUACCACAAGAAGUAGACAAGUUAUACAUUAUACAAUGUCUAAACUCCUUAUUGCUCAAGAUAAAUUUUGCAAUUAAAUUUGUACAAUGUCUAUUUUUCUAGAAAUAUGUCACUAUUUACCAAAAAAAAGUAAGAAAACUGAUUUUCAAAAUGCCAUCUUUUUUUUUAAUGCCAUCUUUUUUCUAAUGUUGGUAAUACUGGAAGCAGGUGCAGUGAUAUUGAUGUUAUUUGAAUGACCCAGGGAAAAGUUGACAUUUGCCCUUGUUCUUAAAUUAUUUUCUGCACUUGUCUGGACGUAUCUACUGUGUGAAGACACACAGGGUUUUCUCUCCUGGCUUUGGAAUACAGCAUACACUCCCUUUUUAUUCCAUUCCUCUCAGAGAUUAAACAGACCCCUAUGAGGAGAUUCAGGAGAGUUUAAAUAGAACCCUUUAAGUCGUGAGCAUCAGGUCAUGGUGCAGCCCAUUGACUUGUAUUUCUUCAUCAGUCAGUGUGUAAAGUAGCAUUUGUUACAUUACAUUUGUUCAAUGAGUGGGAGUUACAGGAAACAGGAAAAGAGGUGGUUUCUGUUUUUACUUACUGAUGUAUCUGGAGCUAUCAUGUCAACAUUCCACUGAACAAAACCACAUAGAAAAUGGCAUCAGUUUGGUCAGAGGGAAUGAAGUUUCAGGCAGACACAGAGAACACUAAUUCAGACAAGUAGACCAGCAAGAAAAUAAUUCUCCAAAAGACAAGGUGAAACUUAGUCUAGCAAGAAACAGCUCCAUGGAAAAAUUUUCAAGUUCAAUUCCGGUAGUGAUAUAUGGUGUGACUCAAGAAGUCGGCUACUUGCUUCAUAAAUUUGUCCAAAGUGAAUGCUAGUAACGUAGGCAUCACUAAACUUAGGGCUAACUACUGAAAUUUUAACACAAGGCUGGUGUGGCUUGACCAUAAUAAGCUUACGAGCAUGAAGAUGCAAUUUUACAACUUUUUAUUUUGCUGUGAUACUUACAGUGUAUUUAGAGGAUAAAUACUUGUGGUGAAUUUGCAUUCAGAUUGUGUUAUGGAAUAUUUUAUAACUAUUUAUUUUUAAAAUAACGUUUGGGAUAUAUUUUUCUCCAUUUUGUUUGUUCACUAUCUUACCUCAUCAGCUAUUUAAGGUUUAUUUUAUUACACUCGCAUUAAGUGAAAUGCUACUCACUUUAUUAUAAAUUCCAGUGAAUAUACGCUUUCAGACCUUGGUUCCUCUAGCUUCAUUUUGCGUCAUGAAUGUCUUGCCUCUUUCAGCAAUAAAGGAAUUGACUCUAAAUCAGGGAACUCUUAAGGUGCAAUUCUUUACACUGUGUCUACACUUUAGUCCUUCUCAGUAGCCAAAGGUCCACUCCAAUUCUAUUCUUAGGUCUUGGCCACUCUGAGGCUUCACAAUCACUCUCAAACCAAGAGCAAGCUCCACAGCCUCCAGGGAGCCUGAGACUGGUCUACUAUGAGGCUAAUAUUUCUACCACGCUGGUGCUCACAGUUUGAGUUUAUAAUCUGCCUCCCUGGGAGCCUAUGAAAAGCCUGGUAUAUUGAUUUCAGAUGAGAAUUACAAACAGAAACAAAAGUCAGAGAGAGCCCACAAUGAUGCUCUCUUCUAACAGAGAUUAAAAUCGAGUUAGACUCUUUGCUAGAGAGAACUCUUAGAAAGUUAAGAAGCAUCAUGAUUAAUGUUCCUCAUAUAGUAAGUUCCUUAGAGUGGCAAUAACUAUUUAAAUACUCAAUGUGUUUUCUAACAAAAAUUGAUUAAAAUAUGCCAGCGGCUUUAAGUGUCUAGAUGGAAUAGCUAAUGACUUCAAGAGUUCUUAACUAAUCUUACCUUCAUAUUCCCUUAUGAUAAAUUAAGUGGGUGCUCUCUAAAUAAUAUUGUUGCCUUCUCAUAUGCAACUGUGAACUUGGAGACCAAGUAAAAACAUGCCAAAAUAAACUUGAAAAGAAGACACAAAUCCCAAAAAGUUUCUUGGAGUCAAUUUCCCCAUCUGUUCUCUUCAGUUACUAAGGUAGCAUGAAAGGCAGCACACAGAAGCAUGGGAAACAGAGAGUUAAUAUGAAUUGCCACUUGUUAAGACUACAAAUAUCUAUCAGACAGCAUCCUCUUUCCAAUAACCAGAUCUGCCAAGCAUGUUACAGUUCUUUGGAUAACCUUCUAAGUACCAUUUGAGCACAUGUAUUAAUAUACAGUAUUAUAACGAGCCAAUUUGUAUUUAAUAUUUGCUGAGACAUUGGUACUUAAUGUUUGGCAUCACAAGUUCACUAAAACAACUUAAGUACAUAACUUAAAAGUAUGUACUUAAAUGAUAACCUAUAAGUCUUAAGCACAAACAUUAUCUCACAGUUUCAAGAUUGUAUAUGGCCAUUUUCCAUUUCCAAAAUAAGUAACUCACUAACAUUUCGUUUUUAGUGCUGUUUUUAUACUCCCUUUCCCAGGGUUACCAACAUGUUUAAAAGUAAUUCUCUUGAUAUUUGGGAUUAUUUGUGUCAUGAGGUAUUUCCCACCAAUAUUGGUUCACUUUAAACCUGGAGAUUUUAUACCUCAGAAACAUUAUGAUAUCUCCAAAAUUAAAUAAUUCAAUCACAAGUGAUCUCCGAAGCAGGGAUUAAAAUUAAGCACAUUUGGGGUCAGAUCUCAUAAUGUUUAAGGAUAGCAAUAUUGGUUCAACCAGCUUGAAAUAUAAAGUAUUUCACGUUGGUCACCAAAUGAUGUAACUACUCAUUCAUACUUUUCUGACAUACAGAAGAUAAUUACCCAAAAUCCAUCAGCAAAUUUAUGUGCUCAGACUGGAAAAUGAUUUUCAUACUUCUUAUCUAACCUGUUGGCUAUCUGGAGUAAACAUCAAAUCAUACUGCCACAGGAGCACUGAGUAGAAAUAAACCAGAAAUCAUUUGCUCUUGACUAAUGUGCCCAUUUCUGAGCAACUUCAAUUACCUACACAUUCCCCUCUUGACACGUUCUCUGAUGGACACUAUCCAACUUUUAAAACCACAUCGAAAGAGAUGUGGAGAUUCUGGGAGGUUCUGCUGGGGAUGCAUCCCAGGUCUGCCUGGGUUUAGUAGCUGUCUUUCAUGGAGAGCAUUCACUAGGCAAUUUUCUUUGCAAGUUUUUCGUCAAAUAUUAGUGCUUCUGUAAACGUUUUAUUUAACUGAAAUAGACAGUGGGUUGGUUGUUCCUGCCAUUUGGGAUGUGCCAGUUUUGCAUAAGCUAUCUGUAAGUGGCUGUCCCCAACAUUACUUAUUGUAUCUUGUGGAUCUUGUUGUACAGCCUGGAUAUGUAUCAGGUUUGUGUAACAGUUGGGUGAACUGAUAUUUGAAAUUUUGUUAUUUUUAUUUCUUAUGAAUAUGAUGUUAUAGGACUGAAGAACAUGUUUAAUUGCUUCAUUUUUCUUUCCCUGUAUUUGAUUAUGUCACUCCAAUUAAAAUAAAAGCACUUUGAUGAAAAGAUCA
This is a messenger RNA of Peromyscus californicus insignis, 11246 nucleotides long. RefSeq names its product collagen type XIX alpha 1 chain (gene Col19a1). The record is from RefSeq and is a predicted model, not a curated record. The transcript has 50 exons. Bases 617 to 3973 code for a protein of 1118 amino acids. Gene Ontology annotation, cellular component: collagen type IX trimer. Lineage: Eukaryota; Metazoa; Chordata; Mammalia; Rodentia; Cricetidae.